AUGGGGCGCAGCCGGCCAAAGAAAAAGGCGGCAACGACUCCACCGGCGAGUGUGAGAGUUUUCUCGUCAACUCCGACAUCGAGUGAUAAAGGAACUGUUGAUACAACGAGGAAAGUGGCAUCAGGUACACAAACUUUGGAGACCAUUGUUGAGGAACCUGUGAUAGAAGAAAACCUAGCAUCGAAGGGAAAGAAAGAAGAGGAAACCCCAAAACUAUGGGUUGACAUCAUUCAGGGAAAUAGACUACCGUCAAAUGGAACUGAGCUUUCCUACACUGCACCGGUGGUUGUGGAUGGGGAAAUGGAGAUCCAGAUUGAAGAACAAGAUGUGGCCUCAGAGAAGGAGUUUUGGAGAAACGCUUUGAUCAUGUAUGCUAUUGGGAAUGACCUUUCGAUGAAUGCUGUGAAAAAGUUUAUGGCUACAACGUGGAACUUUGUCUCUCUCCCUGAGAUUUACUAUAAUGAAGAAGGAUACUUCCUUAUCAGAUUCAAGACUCGAAUAGAUAGGGAUGCUGUGUUGAUGCGAGGCCCAUAUACGAUCUUCAAAAAACCAAUUCUCCUACAUGAAUGGAGCCCAAAGUUCACCUUGCAAGAUGAUGUGCUAAGGGUUCUACCAAUCUGGGUGAUUUUCCAGCAGCUUCCCCUGUACUUUUGGGGACCCCAAAGUAUUGGUAAAAUUGCUAGUGCUAUUGGGAAACCGAUAAUGACAGAUGAGUGUACGGCUAAGAAGUUGCGAGUAUCAUAUGCUCGGGUCCUGAUAGAAGUGGAUGUCACACAGGAAUUGAAGCACCAGAUUCUGAUCAGGGGCCCCCAAGGUGAAAAAAUGAUACAACAGGUUGAUUAUGAAUGGACACCACCAUUCUGCAAGAGCUGUAAUAAAGUUGGUCAUAUGUGCAAGGCAAAGGAGGAAAUACCUCGCAAAGCAAAGGAAACUAAAAAAAUAUGGGAACAGAAGAAAGAAGUCAAUGUGAUGUAG
Vicia villosa (hairy vetch) is the source of this 975-nucleotide messenger RNA. RefSeq lists its product as uncharacterized. The transcript has a single exon. The record is from RefSeq and is a predicted model, not a curated record. Lineage: Eukaryota; Viridiplantae; Streptophyta; Magnoliopsida; Fabales; Fabaceae. The coding region runs from base 1 to 975 and encodes 324 amino acids.